CUGGAAUAUUUUGUUCUAAAACAUGCAGAAUGAAUUUGUAUAUUAUAAAAGAUUUGCUCUUCUUUCCCAACUUAUUCCUUUCUUUUGAAUCCCUUAUAAAAUGGAAACUUUUGGUCAAAUUUUAGAUCAACUCUCGUUGUCCACGUUAAAAUAUCAUUGGCAAGCCGUAUUGACUUCUGCAGUGAUAUUUCAGAUCACCUAUGAAAUAUCUAGAGUCUUUUCACCGGUGCUAUUCCCAAAGACAUUUCAGUUUUUUAAAGGCUAUAAUGCUCCUAAUUGGCAUAUUCACGUUGUAUCCACGGUUCAUUGCUUAGUGGUUGUGCUGGGAUCGUUUUUCAUCUUCAUGGAUAACACAUUACAUCAAGACAGAGUAUUUGGUUAUGUCAAAUGGGCCGCUGAUAUAUAUUCAAUUUCUUGUGGCUACUUCUUGUGGGAUACUAUUGUAGCUAUCUAUUUCCUCAAGUAUCAGGGUAUCAGCAUGGUUUUUCAUGGCAUUGCCUCAUUUUCUGUUUUUAUAUUCUCUUUUCGUCCUUUUGUCAAUUAUUAUGGAGCUAUCUUCCUUAUGUAUGAACUCAGCACGAUCUUUCUCAACUUUCAUUGGUUUAUGGAUAAGUUAGGCUGGACGGGAUCAAAAAUCCAGCUCGUAAACGGAGUUAUUUUGCUCAUGACAUUUUUCAGCGCACGUAUUGUGUUUGGAACAAUAAUGUCCUAUAAAAUGUGGAGAGAUAUAUAUGUAGUAAAAGAAAGUGUUCCUUUGAGAUAUUGGAUUGUUUACGGUGGUGGCAAUUUUGUGACAACCUGCUUAAAUUUCUGGUGGUUUAGCCAAAUGAUUGCCAUGUUACGUAAACGUUUUCCAUCAAAGAAUGCGGCUGUCAAUAAGAAAGCAGAAGUCGCUGCCAAGCAACUGUAAGAAAGCCGAAAGCGACCAGUCGAUGAUGAUACCCCCCCCCUGAAAAAUAUCAACAGAUGUUGUGGAGAAGUACAAAAUGGAAGCAAUGAAUGUGAAAUUCAUAAUUGAAAGCAGCCUGUACUAUAGAAUCCCUUCUUCCAAACAUAUAAUGAGCAUUUCAAGAAUAAACUUUUUCUUUACUUGGUCCUUUUCUCAUUUUAUCAAACCUGGUGUUCUAUAUGACAUGUAUCAAAUACUUGAAGUUGAAAGCCUCUUUGUACCUAUGCUUAGUGGUGGAGAUUGGCAGUUAUGAAACGCU
Molecule: messenger RNA, 1208 nt
Organism: Mycotypha africana
Lineage: Eukaryota; Fungi; Mucoromycota; Mucoromycetes; Mucorales; Mycotyphaceae
Product: TLC domain-containing protein
Exons: 7
Coding region: 101-910 (269 amino acids)
Biological process (GO): lipid homeostasis
Cellular component (GO): endoplasmic reticulum; membrane
Source: RefSeq, a predicted model, not a curated record